AUGUUGGAAGCGAAGGAUGAAGAAAUCAAUAAUUUGAAGGCAAGCUGCAAAUCUGCUGAAGAAUCGGAUGCACGAGCGAAGCAAGAGCUCCAGCUCCGAGUGGAGAAAGUUACUGACCUCACGGAGAAGCUGACGGAGACAGAGGCAGCAAGAGACGAUCUUCAAAGAAAGAUGGAUGCCAUAAACUCUGCGAAAACGGCUUUUGACUUAGCCAUGUCUCAAGUGAAUGCUGAUGGGACAUCCAGUCCUUCGAAAAAUGUGGGAACCAAAAAAACUGCUCCGGUGAGUUAUACUUCAUUUGAACCAAAGCAAGGUUCUUGGAAGUUUAUCUGCUUGAUUGAAAGCAAGAGAGGACGAAAACAUUAG
This is a messenger RNA of Caenorhabditis briggsae, 366 nucleotides long. The transcript has 3 exons. Bases 1 to 366 code for a protein of 121 amino acids. The record is from RefSeq and is a predicted model, not a curated record. NCBI's taxonomy places the organism in Eukaryota, Metazoa, Nematoda, Chromadorea, Rhabditida, Rhabditidae.